GGCCGUUGCAGCCACUAUAGGCAGGAGGAGAGGUUGGCGCUCGGCAAGUCCAGCGGCUCUGGCUCCUUUCCCUAGUUUGGUGAUAUCCCGGCGCUUCCGGACCCGCGAUCGGAACGGGUGGGUCGCAGUGGAGGGAAGCCCAGGCCGGCCAUCCUCCGCGUGUGUUGAAGUUCAGAGCCCUUGCUGGGCGUCUAAGCCCCAGACGGAGGACCCAGCUGGAGGGACACUGCUUGGGAAACCCUGGUCACCAGGUUCCAGAGAACGGGAUGAGCUCCUGAGAUGGAAGAUCCAUCCUCUCCAUUAUCUGCCCUUCUCCAAGGGGGACAUUCUCUACUAUCAUCAGCCAGUUUUCAGGAAUCAGUGACCUUCAAGGAUGUGGUAGUGGACUUCACCCAGGAAGAAUGGAAACAGCUGGAUUCUGUGCAGAGAGAUUUAUUCAGGGAUGUGACAUUGGAAAAUUAUACACACCUAGUCUCUAUAGGACUCCAAGUUUCCAAACCUGAUGUGAUCUCCCAGUUAGAGCAAGGGACAGAGCCAUGGAUCGUGGAGCCCAGCAUACCCAUGAGUGGCUCUGGAGACUGGGAAGUAAGACCAGGAAAUAGCAUUUCAGUUCCAGAGCUGGACGUUUCUGAAGAAGAGCCAUUUCCAGAGGCAGUAGUAGAAAAAUACAAACGUGAUGACUCUCGGAGUUCUAACUCCUCAGAAACAUGGAUGUCUAAAGAAAGUCCAGAGAGGCAGCAGGCAAACAAACAGACAUUGACAAGGGAAGUAAAAAUAAUUGAGAAAACAAUACCCACUUUGGAGAGAAACCUUGUAAAUCAUGACUUUGUAAAAAGCAUCAAUAUUAGCUCAAACCUAGUAAUACAACAGGAUAUGUCCCCAGAAGAGACUGCUACUAAAACAAGCAUCAAACAGAAUUUAAAACCAGUUAAAAAAGAGAAAACUUGUAAGUGUAGUGAAUGUGGGAAAGCUUUUAGUUAUUGUUCAGCACUUAUUCGCCAUCAGAGAACACACACUGGAGAAAAACCCUACAAAUGUAAUGAGUGUGAGAAAGCCUUCAGUAGGAGUGAAAACCUUAUAAACCAUCAAAGAAUUCAUACUGGAGAUAAACCAUAUAAAUGUGAUCAGUGUGGAAAGGGCUUCAUUGAGGGGCCAUCUCUUACUCAACAUCAAAGAAUUCACACUGGUGAAAAGCCCUAUAAAUGUGAUGAGUGUGGGAAAGCCUUUAGUCAGAGGACCCAUCUUGUACAGCAUCAGAGAAUUCAUACUGGUGAGAAACCCUAUACUUGUAAUGAAUGUGGAAAAGCCUUUAGCCAGAGAGGCCACUUUAUGGAACAUCAGAAAAUUCAUACAGGAGAAAAACCAUUUAAAUGUGAUGAAUGUGAUAAAACUUUCACAAGGAGCACUCACCUUACUCAACAUCAAAAAAUUCAUACUGGAGAGAAAACCUAUAAAUGUAAUGAAUGUGGGAAGGCCUUCAAUGGGCCCUCAACAUUUAUCCGUCAUCAUAUGAUCCACACAGGUGAAAAACCCUAUGAAUGCAAUGAAUGUGGGAAAGCCUUCAGUCAGCACUCAAACCUCACUCAACAUCAGAAAACGCACACUGGGGAGAAACCUUAUGAUUGUGCUGAAUGUGGGAAAUCCUUUAGUUACUGGUCAUCCCUAGCUCAACAUCUGAAAAUUCAUACUGGAGAAAAGCCUUAUAAAUGCAAUGAAUGUGGGAAGGCCUUCAGUUACUGCUCAUCCCUUACUCAGCACCGCAGAAUUCACACCAGAGAAAAGCCCUUUGAGUGCAGUGAAUGUGGGAAGGCUUUCAGUUACCUUUCAAACCUUAAUCAACAUCAGAAGACUCAUACCCAAGAGAAGGCUUACGAAUGUAAGGAAUGUGGGAAAGCCUUCAUUCGGAGUUCUUCUCUUGCUAAACACGAAAGAAUUCAUACUGGUGAGAAACCCUAUCAGUGUCAUGAAUGUGGGAAAACCUUCAGUUAUGGCUCAUCACUUAUUCAGCAUAGGAAAAUACAUACUGGAGAAAGGCCUUACAAGUGUAAUGAAUGUGGGAGAGCCUUCAACCAGAACAUACACCUUACACAACAUAAGAGAAUUCACACAGGGGUAAAGCCUUAUGAGUGUGGCGAGUGUGGCAAAGCCUUUCGACAUUGUUCAUCUCUUGCUCAACAUCAAAAAACUCACACAGAAGAAAAGCCCUACCAGUGUAAUAAAUGUGAAAAGGCUUUUAGCCAGAGCUCCCAUCUUACUCAGCAUCAAAGAAUUCACACUGGAGAGAAGCCGUAUAAGUGUAAUGAAUGUGACAAAGCCUUCAGCCGGAGCACUCACCUGACUGAGCAUCAGAAUACUCACACUGGGGAGAAGCCGUACAACUGUAAUGAAUGCAGGAAGACUUUCAGCCAGAGCACUUACCUCAUUCAGCAUCAGAGAGUUCAUUCCGGAGAGAAGCCUUUUGGAUGUAAUGAUUGUGGGAAAGCCUUCAGAUAUCGUUCUGCCCUCAACAAACAUCAGAGGCUGCACCCUGGCAUAUGACUGGUCCAGGAGCAUCAUAAAUGUAGGGGAUGCAUUUAACUCUACUUUGUCCUUUUAAGUACUGAACAACCAGAAUGGAUUGAGAAAUGGCCUAAAUCAUUUUAACUUUACACUGUCCUAUGGAAUAGAAAGUGCACUGGGCUGAAGUAAUCAAUUUUAUUAAGCAACUUUGUAACACUGGAAAAUUCAACUGUUUCAAACUUCACUUUCCUCUGUGAAAUGAGGGAUUUGGAAAAAAUGAUUUCAAAGGUUUGGAGGUUUAUAUUCAGGCCAUUCAUAAUGUACUCUUGAAUAGGAUUACUACACAUCAGAUUUUGCUGUGUUGCAUUUAGAAUAUAUUUAUGCAUGUUUUGCCAAUAGAAAACAUUUACGCUUCAGUAAUUAGACUAGAGAUCUAUUAUGCUCCUGUUUUAAUGCAUUUAAGUUGUUCAAGUAACUGGUUCCUAAUAAAAAGAAUUAUAAAA
Molossus molossus (Pallas's mastiff bat) is the source of this 3002-nucleotide messenger RNA. It is a transcript of the gene ZNF184, whose product is annotated as zinc finger protein 184. Gene Ontology annotation, biological process: negative regulation of transcription by RNA polymerase II. The record is from RefSeq and is a predicted model, not a curated record. Gene Ontology annotation, molecular function: DNA-binding transcription repressor activity, RNA polymerase II-specific. Lineage: Eukaryota; Metazoa; Chordata; Mammalia; Chiroptera; Molossidae. Bases 280 to 2538 code for a protein of 752 amino acids. The transcript has 6 exons.